Nyctereutes procyonoides (raccoon dog) is the source of this 2901-nucleotide messenger RNA. It is a transcript of the gene SHBG, whose product is annotated as sex hormone binding globulin. The transcript is spliced from 9 exons. The record is from RefSeq and is a predicted model, not a curated record. The coding region runs from base 224 to 1441 and encodes 405 amino acids. Gene Ontology annotation, molecular function: steroid binding. NCBI's taxonomy places the organism in Eukaryota, Metazoa, Chordata, Mammalia, Carnivora, Canidae.
CCCGGCUGUACCCUUCACUCUCACUCCCUCACUGGAGGCCAAGUCCCCCCAGCUCCGAGACGUGUUUUGUAGAGGAGAUCUUGAGUGACUCCAGGUGUUUUCUCUUCGGUGCACUGGGAUUUCAAAACGGGGCAACCUUUAACCCAACACCAACUACAGAAAGGCUUCCUGCCCCCACACAUUAUCCCCAGAGUUCUCUGAGCCACAGAAAGGACUGCUGACCAUGGACUGCAGAGGCCCGCUGGCCACAUUGCCUGGGUGGCUGUUGCUACUGCUGCUGCUGCUUCCACCUCCCGGCCACCAGGGACUGGCCCUGAGACAGGGUCUCUCCACUCAGAGGAUACAGGACCUCCCUUCUGUGCACCUCAGCAACGGCUCAGGAGGAGAGCCUGUCACUGUCAUGACCUUCAACUUUACCAAGAUCAAGAAAAGCUCUUCCUCCUUUGAGCUUCGAACCUGGGAUCCAGAGGGAGUGAUUUUUUAUGGCGAUACCAACUCAAAGGAUGACUGGUUUGUGCUAGGACUUCGAGAUGGCAGGCCUGAGAUCCAAAUGCACAAUCACUUGGCCCAGCUUACCGUGGGUGCUGGGCCUCGGCUAGAUGAUGGCACGUGGCAUCAGGUGGAAGUGAAGAUCCUUGAGGAUUCACUGCUAUUGACUGUGGAUGGGGAGGAGGUGCUGCGCCUGAGACAGGUCUCUGGGCCUCCAGCCACCAACACACCCCAGCCCAUCAUCAGAAUUGCACUGGGGGGACUGCUGUUUCCCAUCUCCAACCUCCGUUUGCCGCUGGUCCCUGCCCUGGAUGGCUGUGUGCGCCAGGGUAAUUGGCUGGACCCACAGGCCCAGACCUCAGAGUCUACCCCUGCUAGUAGCCUCAGAAGCUGUGCUGUCCAGUCCCAACCUGGGACAUUCUUCCCUCCAGGAACUCGUGCAGAAUUCAGUCUCCAAGACAUUCCCCAGCCUCACGCAGAGCCCUGGGCCUUCUCUCUGGACUUGGGACUCCAGCUGGCAGCAGGUUCCGGCCACCUCCUUGCCCUGGGGACCCCAGAAAACCCUUCCUGGCUCAGCCUCUACCUCCAAGACCAAAAGAUGGUGCUGUCCUCUGGGUUGGGGCUGGAGCUGGAUCUGCCCUUGGUCUUGGGACUCCCUCUUCAGCUGAAGCUGGCUGUGUCCAGGGUGGUCUUGACCCAGGGUUAUAAGAAGGAGAUCCUUGCUCUGCCUGCUUUGCACCUUGGCUUCCUCCUCAACUUGUGGGCCCAGCCCCAGGGGCUCCUAUUCCUGGGAGCUCUGCCAGGAGAGGCUUCUUCUGCCUCCUUUUGCUUGGAUGGCCUUUGGGCACAAGGCCAGAAGCUGGACAUGGACCGGGCCCUUAGACGAAGUCAGGACAUCUGGACUCACAGCUGUCCCCAGAUCCCAAGCAAUGGCACUGACACCAUCCAUUAAAUCCCCACCUACGAAUCCCCUUGAACAUCGCUCAUUCAUUUAUUCAACAAGUAUUAGCUGUGCAUCUGCAACUUUGUCGCUGUGCUGAGCAGUGGGUCCUAUUGAUGAGUAAAACCAACCGUGGUGCUCCCAGUCCCCUGGGGGAGGCAGUCAUUCAGCAAAGACCAAGGCAUAAGUGGAUGAUUGGAAAGUGAUGAGCACCAUAAAGGAAAUCAUCAUGAAAGCUUGGGACCCUAACCUAGUCUGGGGGUUCAGGGCUAGGGAGGAAGCUGUGACUUCUCAGGCUGAGAUUCCAGCAGCACCCACUCACCCCCCCCACACACACACACUUCAGUGCAGGUCACUUUCUGGGAACCAGGAGCCCACCCACUUCCCGGGCAUUUCCUCCCUGUAUAACUUCAGCCUUCUCCCAGCCCAGGGGUUCCUGAGGGGUCUGGAGGGAAGGAAAGCAGUGAAAUUCUGUUGUCCCUUCGAUGGGCCACUGCUGUGCAAGGAAGGGACAGCAGGGGGUGUGAGAGAGCCACUGAGAGAGAGGGCAGGGGUUCUGGGAAAGAGGGUGGGAGCAGCUGGGAGAAAAGAAAAAAGGAGUCCUAGCAGAGGAAGAAGCAGUCUGCAUCUCUUCCAGUCUUGGUCUACUUGCAGCAUUCCUAGAUGAAUUCAUCUCUACUCCAUUAAACAAAGAGCUGGUUUAGGCUGGUCCCAGCUGGAAGAAACAGAGUCAGGAAUAUCUCUGCCCUCAAAGAAUAUGGUAACUCAGCCCUCAGCCCCCCAGACCUCUGCAGAAUCCCAGUGCCCCAGCCCCUACUUGGGGCACCCUCCUGUCUCAGCCCCUUGCUUCCUGGGAAAACUUCAGACCCUCUCUAGGGCUGUUAACCCACCCCCCAUCUCCAAAACCCAUAGGGAUCCCCACCUCCUGGCUUCUUAAAAUGAUUUUUCUCCCAGUCACCCCCAGCAACAGGGUGAGUCACUCAUUGGCCCUGCUGUCCCGUUCUGCAGGGAUCAGCCAGGACCUAAAUGACCCCUGGAUGAGGAGGCUCCAGGAGAGGCUCUGGGGUGGAAGAAACAAAGCCUAGGCUUCUCCUUGGACCCUCCCAAUCUUGAGGUUGCUGGUCUACCGAUGCUUCCAGCAGGUGGAGUGUUGUGGAGAGUCCUCAGCAUGGUCAGGAAGCCCAGAUUCAACUCCCUGAGCAAUGUUUGGGGUCUGCCUGGGCCAUUGGAUAUGUCCAUUCAGCGGGUAUUUACUGAGCACCUACUGUGUGCCAGGCACUAUUUUAGACACUGACAACACAUGGAUGAAAAAGACACAAUCUCGGGAUCCCUGGGUGGUGCAGCGGUUUGGCGCCUGCCUUUGGCCCAGGGCGCGAUCCUGGAGUCCCGGGAUCGAAUCCCAUGUCAGGCUCCGGUGCAUGGAGCCUGCUUCUCCCUCUGCCUAUGUCUCUGCCUCUCUCUCUCUCUCUCUC